AUUGUGUUAAUGAGAGACUGUGGGAGCCUAAACAGCCAUUUUAAAUCACACAGUUGUUAAGUUUUGUUUUUGCUUGCACACAGCACAGUGCUGGGCAGAUAUUAAACGGAAGCCUCUAGCGUCAGUUUUCAGGGUGUUUGAAGGUUUAAUGCAACAAUGGCAGCCAUACAGCUCAGAUUCUUAUUAGUUUCAUUUUUUACAAGUAUUGCGGGAGAAGCACAAUAUGUAAUGCAAGAUGCUGGAUUGGUGCAUUACAUGGACCGCCGAAUUCUCUCAAUAGAGGUAUGUGGGUAUAUCAGUGAUAUCUGAAAAAUGAUUUUAUUUUCUGUGUGAAGUGGAUGUGUGCUUGGGAAAUAAAUUGCUUUCCUUUUAAAAUGAGCUCGUUUUUACAACUGUAGCUUUGAUUAUGCACAGUAAAGGUAUGAGGAACAGCCCAAAUGCAAGGUUGUUUAUGAAACUUGCUCCUAUUGAUUUUAUUAGCAAGUAAACGUGCAUGCUUGGAAUGGGUGCGAUCCAGCUAGAGUUAAAACACUUUGAAGUUAGUUGAUUUCUCAGUGGAAAGCAAGCAAAGGUUUACAUUGUGCUGAACAAGGGCUGUAUUGGGCAGGAUAGGAUCUAGGAUAUUUUCACUCUUUGGGUAAAAAUCCAUUUGAUAGUCUGUGUGAAAUUUGAAUGCCACAAGGAGCCAUCUACUCCUCAAACAGGACUUCCAAUAUCUCAAUUUCUGACCUUUACUACAUAGGUGUUCUGGUUAAGCUAAUGAGAUUCAUUGCAUCCAUUUUCACAAUGCUAAGUGGGAAAAUGAAAACUCCUGAAUCUUGAAAACACACUUUUUUACUAUAGCAGUUGGGUCCCCAACAUGAUCACCGUGGGCACCAUGGUACCCUCAUACACCUUGUUGACGAAGGUUGGGAACCCCUCCUGUAGCAUUAUGAAUCAUAUGCAUUCAGUCAGUGGAACAAGCAGUGCUAUUUUUCUAGAAAAAGAGGUGCCAGAAUUCACCUUGAACACCUCCCUUGUUCUCUUAGAAAGGCAAUGCCGGCCACCUAAGAGGUGCUGGAACUGAGUUUUAGCGAGUUCUUGCUGAAAGAAAGCUCUGGUAACAAGCUUUAAGAAGUUAUAAUUGUUUCAACACUGCAUGUGGGUUAGUAGAACAGGAGUUCGCUGUUAACUAUGUAUUGUACUAAUUAGCAAUGCAAUUCUAUAUGUGGGUAAUAAUAAUAAUAAUAAUAAUAAUAUCCACUGGGGCUUCCUCCCAUGUAAGUGUGCUUAAGAUUGCAGUUCUAUGUAUACUUGCCUAGGAGUAAACCACCCAAAAAAUCAAUGCUUGCUUUAAAAAUCAGUGCCUGCUGUUCUCUUUUCCAUUAUGAGUGAGAAUGUUUGAAAUUUUGGGGUGAUGUUGACAUUUCUUGAGAAAAGGUGCAGGCUAGGUGUUGUGCACACGAAGAAGGACCCAUAUUUUACUUAGCAGGAGUCCAUUAACUUUCACAAAUCCUCGACAUGAAGGUUUUUAGCAUCGUUCCAUCUUCAGGCCAGGUCAAUAGCAGCACAGGAAUGCUUCAGCAACAACAAAGCUGGCAGUUCUGCACCACCUCUUCUCAAAGGGUUUACAAUCUGAGGUAGAUGGGCACAGCAAAGGGAGCAAAGUCAGGAAAUGGCAGUGAUUAAUGGAGAUAAGUUAGAGGACAGACAAGUAAGAGGCAGUGAAGAAGCAAGCAGGGUGAAGCCAAGAUUAUGCGUGAUUACUACAGCUGUCACUUGAUACGGCUGAAUAACUGCUAUAAUCAAUCAUUGUGUGAUCAAUUGUCAUGGCUUGCUGCCUAUUAUCUCCUCAGACAGUCACGCCAAGAUUAGAACCAGGCUGGCAGGUGAUAGCUAUAGAGAUGUCAAUGAGACUGCUUUGUCCUGACUCACAGAGCCAGGGGUUUAUAAUACUCACCUCAAAUAGGAAGUGAGAAUUACAACCCCUUAAUUCUUCCCUGGCUCAGAUUUCAAUCCAAUUUGAUGAAGAAUUCCACUGCUCCCUGCCCCCAGGUCUGCCCAUCACUCAGCCAGUCCUCAAACCUGCAUCCUCCCACCCCCUUUCACUUCUAACCACUUACCAGGUUGUGGAUAUUACUCCAAGAAAGGAGGUCUCUCCCACCCACAGUUCCUCAUAUACUGCUGUUUGGUGUCCCAGGCAUGAGAAAUAUGUUUUCCCAAGAGUUAAUGAUAUCCAGUAGUUCUGGAUGGGGAGAACACCUAGAACUUGCCCCCCAGAUCUGAGGUUCCCUGUGCCUGAUUUAUAGGGUAGGAGUGGUGGGUGACAGAGUGUGUUUCUGAUCUUACUUCUUCCAUGAAUUUGCAGUUACUCCAGUCUUUUGUGAUGUUACACGAUUGAUAUGCAAGCUCACGUAUUUGCAAUCUCCAUACUUCUAUUUUUCAAGACAGGCAGGUAGGAAAAAAGGGUCUUUGCCUUCCCUUCUCUCACACAAUAGCUCCAGUCAAGGAAAGAAGGGGAAGCUGGCUUUGGAGGAGCUGCAAAGCUGGAGCUCUGAGUAACUGUACUCAGCGGACUCUUUUCUUUGGCUCUGUCCCCUCCAGCUGUGCAACAUCUGGAUCAGCAGGGGCCUCACUGGUGUCUUCCGCCAGCACAGCUACUAUUUUUGAAGCCUCCUGGAAAAUAAAUCAGUAGGUUGUGGUGAAAUUUUGCACUCAGCUGUUCUCAAACAUUUUGUAAAUACCCCCCCCCCCCCCAUUUUUAUGUGUCAUAUGACAAACACAUGUUUGUAUAUAUAUAUAUAUAUAUAUAUAUAUAUAUAUAUAUAUAUAUAAUAAUAAUAUAGUGUACCAUACAGGUAUACUAAUCCUGGAGCCAGGACUUGGUUUUUACUCCCUGUCAAGUUUAUACUUGGUAGCAGUCCUGCAUUUGCUCUAUUAGUAUGUGAAAAAAUUAUGUAUUUGAGGCAAAUCCAGUGUUUGGGAUUGAUGGAACCCUGGAGGCAGGAAGAAUAUAUUUGUGCUGAUGUAUAUUUGAAUAGGGAAAAUCCAUAAAGAACAGGAAAAGCGCAUUUAUACACCCAAAAGUCCAUCAUAGUUACCAGCAGUGAUACUGCUGUUUUCUGGAUAAAAUAGAGGCUGAACUUUUUAGAAUACAAUGGUACCUCAGGUUACAUAUGCUUCAGGUUACAAACGCUUCAGGUUACAGACUCCGCUAACCCAGAAAUAUUACCUUGGGUUAAGAACUUUGCUUCAGCAUGAGAACAGAAAUUGUGCUCCGGCGGCGCGGCAGCAGCAGGAGGCCCCAUUAGCUAAAGUGGUGCUUCAGGUUAAGAACGGUUUCAGGUUAAGAACGGACCUCCGGAACGAAUUAAGUACAGUCAUACCUCGGCUUGAAUGUGCUUCGGGAUGAGCACGUUACUUCCGGGUUUCGCCGCUUGCACAUGCGCAGAAGCUCAAAAUGACAUCAUGCCCAUGCGCAGAAGUGCCGAAACGUGACAUGCGCAGAUGCGCUGCCAUGGGUUACGUUUGCUUCUAGAUGCGAACGGGGCUCUGGAACAGAUCCCAUUCGCAUCUAGAGGUACCACUGUACUUAACCUGAGGUACCACUGUAUUCUUUUAUGGGGGGGGAAUAAAUUACAAUUCCGCCAAAUAAUUACGUGGGUUGUGUUUUUUUCAUUGGGCAUACAUGUUGCUUAUAUAAGAAUACAGUUUUCAAACUCUUUUCUCAUUCAGUACAUUUACCUUGUACCAAAACAACACUCCUAAAAUGUCCAGUUUCCAACUGUUCCACAGUACAUGCCUAGACAUGUCUACUCAGAAGUAAAUUCCACUGUUUGUAAUGGAGCUUACUCCCAGGUAAGUGUGUAUUGGAUUGCACACCCAGCUCCUUAAAAAAAAUCUUUCUGUCCUUUUGGGCCUCAUUGCGCUUCAACUUAGGACCAAACUGGCCAGUUUUACCUCACAUAGUUGUUUCUUGUUUAGUAAGCACUACAGCAGGACUGAGCCAUCAGGAACAUGGUGGCAGGGAAUGACUUUAAAACUUUGUCCCUGCCAUGGUCCCAAUCAGAAUUACAGCCCUUGUCUGCCAUUUGCAAUGGGAAGCUCUUGUUGAGGAAACAGGUUCCAAGGCAGCCAUGUGAACUUACCCUCAGUCUGCCAGGAUUCACGUAGAAAACAGUGCUGGUGGCGUGAGAGAUAAGAUGCCAGAGCCUGACCUCUGGGAAUUCUGACUUGAGACGUGACCUUCCACCACCACCCUCCAAGGGCCAUACUGCAUGCUUCAAUGCUAAAAUUAAUUUUAGAAAAAUCUCUUAGUUACGGUAAGCCAGAAGAGAAAUGGAAUGCUGACCAAAGCAAACAAGAGGGACAAUAAAGUAAUGGAAUGCAGCUUACCAAAUCAAGGAAGUUGUUUUUGGUGGUUUCACCAGUGACCUUCUCAUAAAAGAACAUUAACUUUAGAGUACUUUCUCAGUGGGGUUCUCCUAACAAGCCUUCUGCAGAUUUCCUGGUGGAGAGGGUGGGAAUAUGACCUCACCCCACUUUUCUGCAUUAUUCCCAGAUAUAAAUUUGCACUGUGUCCCUUCUCAGCCUUCCUUAUUCCUAGGGGCAUCUCUGCAUGUGUUUUUAACAUAUCAGAGUGUUGUUUUCCAUAUGAGCAAGCCCACGAUUGGGAUCACGGGUGGCGCUGUGGUCUAAACCACAGAGCCUAGGGCUUGCUGAUCAGAAGGUUGCCGGUUUGAAUCCCCGCGAUGGGUGAGCUCCCGUUGUUCAGUCCCAGCUCCUGCCCACCUAGCAGUUUGAAAGCACGUCAAAGUGCAAGUAGAUAAAUAGGUACCGCUCUGGCGGGAAGGUAAAUGGUGUUUCCGUGCGCUGCUCUGGUUUGCCAGAAGCGACUUAGUCAUGCUGGCCACAUGACCCGGGAGUUGUCUGCGGACAAAUGCCGGCUCCCUCGGCCUAUAGAGCGAGAUGAGCAUGCAACCCCAGAGUCAUCCGCGACUGGACCUAACGGUCGAGGGUACCUUUACCUUUAAGCCCACGAUUGACCCAGGACUCAGCUAUACAGCUGCAAAUACAGUGGUACCUCGGGUUAAGUACUUAAUUCAUUCCGGAGGUCUGUUCUUAACCUGAAACUGUUCUUAACCUGAAGCACCACUUUAGCUAAUGGGGCCUCCAGCUGCUGCCGCACCACAGGAGCACGAUUUCUGUUCUCAUCCUGAAGCAAAGUUCUUAACCUGAAGCACUAUUUCUGGGUUAGCGGAGUCUGUAACCUGAAGCGUAUGUAACCCGAGGUACCACUGUAUAAUGUUUUGUGUUUAAGUGCAUUAUACAAAUGUGACACUAGAUGGUGCAGAUGAGCUUGCGGCUAAUUCCGUAUAUAUUUUAAAACGUUUUCUUUAAAAAAGUAUUUCCACAGUGUUUUUUAUAUCUGUGUAGAUCCACUUCCACUGUCUCAUCCUUCCCCCAUGGUAAAGGACUGCAUGUACUGUAUCUGUUACUCUCCACUGCAUUCAAAAUGCGAUGUGUGGCAUGGAUGUUCUAUGCAGAGGCUCAGUUCACAUGCUUCCUCCUCUUUUUCUAGAAAAAUAGCAUAGGUUAUGUGCAUGGUAGGGAAAAAAUGCAGGUGCCUGCUCUGUCAUGGAAAGAAGAUCAUUGCUGGCGCCAUAAGCUUAGGAACCAGCUCUAAAUAUGGAGCAGACCAUCUAUAAGGGACUGGAUAAUUAAAAUCUGGAAUACAGUUUAUAUGGUGAGAAUCAGAGAAAGCAGACAACUUGACCUCUUUCUAGAAAAACUACAUCUCUUCAUAAAUUAUUGGUGUAAAUAAGAUUCAAGACCAUGUAAAUCUGUAUUACUCAGAAUUUGGCUUAUUUUUGAAUUAUUAUUUUUAUUUUAUUUUGCUUUUGUUCUUUGUUCUGGUGGUUGUUGUUGUUGUUGUCUUUGCUUUGCUUUUGCAAGGUUUAGAAUUUGCAUUUUUUUAAAAAAGAAAUUUGAAAACUGAUUGCAACAUUACAAAGGAAGCUUUUCAGAUAGAAUAAACGAAUAAGGAACUUGGCACCAUGCAUACGGAUUCAUUCUCAGAGUUUGAUCCCAAUAAUUUCUGGCAACAGACAUUCAGUAACAUGUCACAGAAACAGGAGACAUAGUUAAUUCGUCUGAAAUGGAGAAAAGCAAUGUUAUUUUAAAUGUAGAGCCUAUUUGGGAAAACCAUUAAACUAGUUCUCUGUCUAUAAAUGCCCCUGUCUGUGUUCUAACUAAAGAACAGGUUAAACAAAUGCAAUCAAGAUAUUGCAGAUUACGUCCAGGAAUUCCGAGAGUUUUCCAAGAGGAUGAUGUCGCGCCUGGAAGGACUCAACGUUUUGAAGACAGAUCUUAAAAAUGAUGUUGACCAUUUGCUAACAAGAGUGGAAAGAGCGCAAAGGGAAAUUGACUAUUUUGAAUCGGCAAAGGAGUCCCCCGACACCUGCGUGGAAGUCGACGAGGACCUUGUGGAGCAGCAAUUAAUGGAACAAGAGGAGUCGAAACAGAAAGUCAAGCUCAUGCUCAAUGCAAGUAAGAACAGUUUAGCUACAACGUUUUAAAAUUAUCCUUUUAGGCCAGGGAUAGUGAACCUGUGGCUCUCCAGAUGUUGUUGGACUCCAAUUCCCAUCAGCCCCAGGCAGGUUGGGCAAUGGUCAAGAGGAUGGGAUUUGUAGCCCAACAACCUCUGGGAGGGCUAUAGGUACCACAUGCUCGCUUUAGUCAAUGUAUCAGUAUUUCAGCUCAGUUCUCAUGGUGUGAAUCUUGAAUUGAAAGUGGAUCAGCCUGAUGAAAACAUUAUGGUAACACAUCAAUUCCCAUCCCUGUUUGCAGCAUCAAACCAUGAAAUAGAAGAGUAAGAAUUUGUGUUUCAUGGUUUGAUGUUGCAAAGCAGAGAUGGAGUUGCUGGACUCCAGUUCCCAUCAUCAUUGACCAUUGACAGUGCUGUCUGGGACUGAUGGAAGUCAAAGUCGAACAACAUCUGGAGGACAACAGGUUCCCCUGUUCUGCUUUAACAUCAACAUAAUUGGCACAGGACGGUAUGCAUCUAAAUAACUGUGCAGGUGAACUUUCCCCCUUUCCUCUCCCCUGAUGUGCCCCCAUCACCCCCAGAUCUACUGUGGAGGGUUGGGUCAAUCACCAGGACAGAUUUGGGUGAAGGCAGAGAGGGGGAGAACAUUCUGUUGCACAAGAAUAAAUCCUUGAGAUGAUGGAUCAUUCCCAUUAGUAUUACUCUGAAUACAACCCACAUAUAUAAACAGGGAGGGAUUGUAAAGAGAUGGAGAUGGCUUCCAUCUGUAUGAUUCCCCCACACACAUGUGUAUCAUUAUUUCCUGCUGUUCAAUGUCAAGAUCACACAAGAAUGUGCGUAACUUACAGCACCAUUUUAUACCAGGCUACCCAGAAGUAUGUCCCAAUGGGUUCCAUAGGACUUGUUCCCAAGUAUUUGUUUAUAGGUUUGCACAGUUAGCAGCAAACCACAAUAAAUAAAUACAGAAGUUAAGAGGAGCACCAUCAAGAUUUAGUGAAAGUCUUUAUUCCUUCUCAAAUCACCCCAGAGGAAUGUUUCUGGGUUCUGAAAUACUGAAAUAUAAUCCAUACACCUUGGACUUCUUCACAAUUUUCAAUUUGGGGUGAUCAGUCGUUGCACUGGUUAUUAGAUUCAAGCAUGGCAUGCACACCAAAUAACAAUAAUUUGUAAUUUGAGUUUCAAAAGCAAUGGGUACUUAGUCCUAGGAGGACAAUAUUAUUGCUCUUUUCUUUCUCUCUUCAUUGCAUGAUUGCACACAAACACACACAAGAAUAUUCUUGUACCUCCUGUUCAUAUACUUGUUACAUUACUUUUGUAGUACAGGAAAACAUACAAAAACGGUGGCAUUAUAAAAAGAUUGCCCUUGGGAAAUUACUUACACUAAGCUAGGGAAGAAAAAUGACUUGUUCUUCCACAGUGUGCUUUCGGAUAUUCACAUAAGCAUUACAAGCUAUGCAAGCCCUUUGCUGCUCCAUGAAUAUCCCUUUCUAGACAGUUAAUGCACAAAACAUUCAAAAACUACCAGUAUUUUCUAUAUUAUCCAUAUAUCUAACCCAAGGUCAUAAUGGAGGUCUUCCACCUUUGGCUGAUCCGCCUAAAAAUCUGUUGUGAUCUUCUUGCAGCAGACGUUGCUAAAAUGUGGGCAAUCUGUCUUGAUCUAAUUUAAUUUUUGCUGCAAUAACUAUUCUUUGUUCAACCUAUGCCUAAUUGUCACAGUUUUGACACGGUCUAUAAAUUUAUAUUUUCAGUUCAGGAAACUCUUGGUUUGUUACCUUUCCUUUUUUCAGUUAUUGGAUUGGAUUCAGACUAAAGAUAGUUGACCCUAGCUCCCCUUUAAAUCAGUGGGACAAAUCAGUAAUGACUGGAUUUCCAUUUGAUUUUAGUGGGAACCACACCUGUCCCCAACUCUUAAGCAUGUGGGACAGAUGUGGGAGGUACUUUGCAAGCACAAAAGAAUUAUUUCCUUGUUAUUGGUUUUAAUGCAGGCUGGCUGUGAUAUGGAGCACUAUCUAUUGCGAAUGUUUCCAGUACAAGGCUGACCAAACUGGAGUUGUGGGAGAAUGUUCUGGGCCUCUUUGGACAUCACUGAUCUUCAUUUCAGUGGCUAGAAGUACUGUUUGUCCUUCUUUCAAAGGAAGCACGAAAGUCUCAUUUUAGUCUGAGAUGAUUCAGGGCUCCCCAGUACUGAAAGGCUUUCAGGGCUAUUAGUUAUCCCCCAACUGUAUACAUAAGCAAUAGCUAUGGGCAUCCAAGACUACAAACUCCCCCAAAGGGAAUGGAAAUAUAUCCACUUGUUUCAAUUAAUUUGGAGUAGGCUCCCGAAGAGGAAAGUGAUAGUACUACAGAGAUAGUUUCAUAAGCCUGUUCUGUAAUGUUUUCUGCUGCAGCUUCCUACCUAAAGGGCUUGUUUACUCUGUUUGGCUGCAAAUGCUGCGUCUUAUUAAAAGACAUUCUUUAGAGUCCAAACAGGGUCUCUUUUCACUCCGUAUUGCCUUGGGCAGGCAGAGGAUAAUGCUUGGGUCCUGGAUUGUGCCCCAGAAAGAGCUGUGCAGCCCCCUACUGUGGAUUUACAGUGGUACCUUGGUUUUCAAACUUACUCCAUUCCGGAAGUCCGUUCCAAAACCAAAGCGUUCCAAAACCAAGGCAUGCUUUCUCAUAGAAAGUAAUGCAAAACGGAUUAAUCUGUUCCCAACUUUAAAAAACAACCCCUAAAACAGCAAUUUAACAUGAAUUUUACCAUCUAAUGAGACCAUUGAUCCAUAAAAUGAAAGCAAUAAUCAAUGUAUUGUACUACAAAAUAAAUAAGACAGUAUUGUAGAUGGGGGGGGGGGAAUUUUCUUACCUGCACUGAUAAUAGUCAUUGUUUGGAUGGGAGGGCUUUUAUCCAUUUCCACAUUCACACAAUCAGUAGCUUAACUGGGUUCCACAGUCACAAAAACAAAUUAACUGAAAAAGACACAAAAACAAAAAUGCAAAAUAAAUAGCAAAAGCAAAAGCACCCAACUUAAUCCGUUCCGUUUGACUUCCGAAAUGUUCGAAAACCAAGGCACAGCUUCUGAUUGGUGCAGGCACCCGGGAAACAAUAGCUGACAACCGCAUCAGAUGUUUGGCUUCCGAAAAACAUUAGAAAACUGGAACACUUACUUCCGGGUUUUUGGCAUUUGAGAACCAAGGUACCACUGUAGUUGGGGAGGGUUGCCCUCAUGACAAAGUAUACAGGACUUCUUCAGGAGCGUUCCAACAUCGGAACAGAACUGAGGGCUGGUUAAAAUCAGUUUUUCUUAGCCCUCAUCAGAGGCCGCUGUUUGGGUAGAGAAAGUAUGCAGGGGGACAUACUAACCCCCCACCAUUUCACAACCAAGGUCUUUCAUCAUGUGAGGAGCCUCCAUGCGAAUAGGAGGCUCCCUGUUUCAGACUUUUGUCCUUCUUUAACUUAGAAGGUGAUCAGAACAGCAAUGGAGGGGGGGUGAAGUUAGUGCCCUUGCCCGUGCCUGACCCCAUGUUUACUUUCCCUUACCUGCAAUGCCUGAAGAUGUCUCAUGUGGUGUUUUGGUACUGUGGUGAAUGUAUGAGUGCUGCUGAAUGUAUGCUUGGCUGGCUUUUGCACGCAGAAGCUUCCAGACUCAGCUUAUAGUGUCUCCAGUUUUGUUUUCAUUUCUUUUAAAAAGGAAAUCAGGUAGCAGAACUCCUGCCAGGAGUAUAACUCCCAGUCUAAGUAGAUAAUGGCCUGCCUGCCUCAUGUGGCUUUCCUCUCUGCUAGUCUAAAUGCAAACAAACCAAUGUACCAAAAGAGUAUUGUGGCUCAUGGGGAUUCUAUUAACAAAAACAGGUGGAAUGCCAGUGUGAGGAGAGACCGAAAGUUACUUCAGAAUAACCCAAAAGUUAAUUUCUCUUUCAUCUAAAACUAGAGCAAAGUCUGGUGCAUGUGGACUAUCCAUAACAAACCAUAUCUGUCUUUUGGACUUAAAAUGGUUCUUUUUCAAUUACUCUAAACAUGGAGGAAGCAGCUGCCUGAUUUCAGAGGACAGGUAUAAUUUCAAGGAAAAGAGAUGCAGAUGUUAAGAACAUCUGGUCAGCAAGUAGUUGAAUGGGAAAACCAUGCUGAAGAAUGGGGAAGAGUGAAGAGCUCCACCCUAGUCCCUGUAGUGACUGCUACAUCCUCUUCCACAGACUUUGUUUGCUGCUAAAUUGAUUUGACAAUUAGGAAGUCCAGGCAGUACUCGGUGAAAUGGACUUUGGUUUGGGGGCAUCCAGUUGCUGAUCUCUGAUGUAUCCAAUACCAGCCACUCCUAUCCCUAAAAUUCAUCGAGGGCAAGGAGUUUUGCUCAUGGUUCCUGCUAGGAUUCACUCUGUGGAGAUUACAGGGCCUUUUUAAUAGUGGCACCCCAACUUUGGAAGAUUCUCCCCUGGAACCAUGUUUGUCUCCUUGCCUGUUUAUAUUUAGAUGUCAGUCAGGGGUGCCAACUUGAAUGAAAUAUUGUGGGGGCCCAGGUAAGCCCCACCCCACGUAAUCAUGACACAGUGCACACACACAAUUUGAAUGGCAAUGCCCAUCAAACUUGCAGGAGCCAAGCCUCCUCAAAUAUUUUAUUGUGGGGGCUGAAGCCCACAUGGCCCCAUGGGGUCGGCUCCUGUGAUGUCAGUUAAAGACAUAUGUGAGUACCCAGGCUUUUAUAAAUCAAGGCUACUUGUUUUGAUGCACAACAGCUGGAAAUGGUUAUUGCAUUUUAAUGGUUAUGAUAUUGUACAGAUAUUUAUGGCUGUUUGCAUUAGUUUUAUUUAUUGGAUGUAUUUUGUUGCUCUGCUUUAUCACCCUGGGAUCCUUUGGGAGGGAGGGCAAUUCAGAAAUCAAAUAAAUAAGCAAGCAACUGGCUGUGAAGAAACAGGAGACAAAAACAGCACAAUACACCACAGAAAACAUCAUAUCUGCAGAUGCUUUUCUGGAAGUCUGGUAAGGCAAUUCUGGCUUGGGGUGUAUCAGAUGGGAUAGAGAUAGAUCAAUUUCGAUAAUCUAUUCACUGUUCCAUUUCGUUGUUUUCUUUGACAGAAUGUAGACCAAUUGUGACGUGCGAUGGUACAGGAAACAAUUUACACUUUCCUGAAUUAUGCUGGAUGGGGAAAAUAUUCAAAUGCUAAAGCAGAGAACUUACGGCAUAUGUGUUGAUGCUUCUUUUUGUAUUUACCUUCCCCCCACCCCCUUUCAAAGGUUGUAACCACAUGAUUGCAGGCUUCAAAUCCCUGAAGAUUGUAAAGAAGUCUGGAGACACACAGGGCUCAUGGCUGAAGGACCCCAUCAAGAACCCCCAAAAGAUCUAUUUCUUAACUGGGGUAAAGAACAAAAUUGUAAUGGAGUUUGCAAAUAUCCGGGCUUUUACUGAAAGCGGUGAGAAACAGUCAGCUCGCAGAGUUAACCUGCCUUUUCCCUGGCAAGGGACAGGCCAUGUUGUAUAUGACGGUUUUCUGUUUUAUCACAAAUUUGGCUCCUUAAAUGAGAUAAUUAAGUUUGACAUUCAGAAAAGAAAUGUAACUGGCCAGCUGCUGCUGUCAGGAGCAGGAGAAACCUUCGCCUAUGAUCUUCUUCCUUCCACUAAGAUAGACCUAGCUGUGGAUGAACUGGGAUUGUGGGCAAUCCACACAGAGCCAGAUACUGGUAGAAAGCUGGUCAUUUCUAAAAUCAACUAUGAAACCAUGGCCGUGGAAUAUACCUGGGACACAUCCUGCAAAAGCCAGAAUGCCGAAGCGGCUUUUAUGAUGUGCGGCGCCCUGUACGUAGUGUACAAUUCACCAGGGGGAGGUACGUCUCACAUCAAGUGCAUUUAUGACACCUUAGAUGCCAUCAAUCCUUAUGAAAUCCCGACGCUUCCUUUCCCCAAACGCCAGACGAGUCACUCCAUGGUGCAUUAUUACCCCAGAGAAAAGCAACUCUUUGCCUGGGAUAAUGGAUCCCAGGUCAUUUACAAGCUACUGACAAAGCUAAAAAAUUAAUAAAAGCAACAACAUAAAAAUCUCUAUACUAAACAACUUGCCAGUGUAAAUAUGGUAAUGAAUUUACAAGUACUAGUGACUGAGAGGUUAUUUUUUUCUGCUUGCCCAUAGUUUACACUUAUUUUUACUCUUUAUUUUGCCUUUAAAAAAGAAGAUUUUUCACCCCUUUCCCCUAGAUUGGUGCAGUGCUCUGGAAUGGCCUUUCCCUUCCUUGCAAACAGAGCCAACUUUCUGAGGCAGCAACCUGAAUUUGGUGGCAGAUUGGGAGGGAGGCGGCAAAUCAACAGGUUAGGGUGGCUGAGGAAGUGAGAGAAAGAGAAGGUGAUACUGGUUGGUAUCCCCCUCUCUCCUGAUAAGAACUUGCAUGAAAGUGGCCCCCAACUUUUCUCGCAGGCUCCUAUAAGAUCAGUAUAAACAGUUAGACCUGGUGAGCAUUUAAGGUCCCCAUCCCUAAUUUGCGGAUUGCCACCUGAUUAGAUUUCACUUUGAUUCUGAUUUGAUUUUAGGAUGUAUUUAAAUUGAUCAUUUGAUUUUAUGGUAAUAUGUUAUAUAUUUAAUGUUAGCCGCUCUGAGCCCGGUUUUGGCCGGGGAGGGGCGGGUAUAAAUAAAAAUUAUUAUUAUUAUUAUUUGUGAAAGAGACAAGCAUGUAAUUCUUGGCCUGGGCACAAGGGAGAAUAGUACAUAGUUACUGUUGUUUUGCUGCAGCCACACAACAUUAUACAGACUGGUUGCUUUCAGUCCCCCUUCUCUCCCAGCUAUCUUUCUCUUUCCUUUCCUGCUCAUUUUCCCCCCACCUCUGUUCCCACCCAGAACUUCUCUUUCCCUGGAAUAAACAGGGAGUCCCAUUCAGUGUGGAAUAAUGGCUUGUUACUUGUAGGUCUGAUUAGCACCUGGGAGACUAGGGUUCAAAUCCCCACUCAGUUGUGUAGCUCACUGGUUGACCUUGGACCAGACACUCAUUCCCAGCCUAACCUGCCUCACAGGGUUGUUGUGUAAGGAUAAAGUGGGGAGGAGGAGAACUAUGUCCUCCACUCUGGAGUGCCUAGGAGAAAAGGUGGUAUAUAUAGGCAAUAAAACAAAAUAAAUAAAGCCACACCAUAGAUAUAGCACACUUUUAAGGCACAAGACUGCCCCAGAGAACUGUAGUUGGUUACAGGUGCUGGGAAUUGGCUCUGUGAAUGGUAAACUCUGGUUCCCAGGGUUCUUUGAAGAAGGCCAUGUGCUUUAAAUGUAUUGUUUGGAUAUGACCAGGGAUACCAUUGGUGUUCUACUUUAACAGCAAAAUGACUUGCGGUACCACAGCAAACAGAUGGUCAGCAGAGGGGGGCGGGGGACAGAGGGGAUUCCAUAACUGCAGCACCAAGUACUUCAGAUCAGGUUUCCCACUGUAAACAUGCAAUAGGUUACAGGCAGUUCCCUCUUGACAGCAGUCUCCUGCACAUGUGGUCUUCUCCUGCAGCAUGUUUGAGUGUGAGAGUUGCCCUCUCACUAGACUGGGACCUAGGUAUAAAAUUCUGACUGCUCUUGUAGCGCCUUUUAAUUCUGAUACAUUUUAAUGGAGCACAGCGAGUAACUCUACAUUCCACCAUGUAGACGCAUGCUAUCUAUAUAAUGUUAUAGCAAACAGUGAACUUGUUUGUACUGUAGAGGAUAUAUUUUUAAAAAUGUAAAAUAAAAGAUCUAUAUAUUGGC
This is a messenger RNA of Podarcis lilfordi (Lilford's wall lizard), 14203 nucleotides long. NCBI's taxonomy places the organism in Eukaryota, Metazoa, Chordata, Lepidosauria, Squamata, Lacertidae. The record is from the annotation of a GenBank genome assembly.